Messenger RNA from Paramuricea clavata, 7274 nucleotides. NCBI's taxonomy places the organism in Eukaryota, Metazoa, Cnidaria, Anthozoa, Malacalcyonacea, Plexauridae. The record is from the annotation of a GenBank genome assembly.
AUGUCUUCGACGCCAUUAUUUGGCGUUCUGGGGGAAUUUGAUCCGUCUACCGAGUUGUUUGCUGCAUAUUCGGAGAGAUUAGAGCAAUAUUUUAUCGCUAAUUCUAUCGGGCAAUGUCCUGCUGAUGCUACACAAGAAGUACUUGCGGCUGCAGACAAGAAAAAAGUCGCGGUAUUUAUUUCAGUUAUUGGAAAGAAAUCUUACGCAACCCUUCGUGAUUUGUGCAGUCCUGAUUCACCGAAAGAUAAAAGUUUUUCUGAGCUUUGUGAAAUGUUACGUACUCAUUACAAACCGAAACGUUUGGUUGUAGCUGAAACUUAUAGAUUUCAUCGGUGUAUUCAAGAAGAAAAUGUUUCUGAUUACAGUGCACGUUUGCGACAUUAUGCUUCCACUUGUGACUUUGGUCAGUUCUUAAACCGUUCUCUGCGUGAUCAAUUUAUAUGCGGAAUUCGUAAUUCAGCUACUCGGAAAAAGUUACUGAAUGAAGACCGUACUUUUCAAGAUGUGUUAAAAGUGGCCAUAGCUGAUGAAGUUGCUAGUAAGGAGACUUUAGCAUUUCAAAACAAUACGAAAUCAGUGAACGAAUCUGUGCAUACUGUGGGUAGAAAUCAAAUUCCUGAUAAGUUUUCAAAUAGCAGGAAUACAUCAAAUUCCAAUAACCUAAGACCACCAUUGCCUACCGCCCAGAAAUUUUCAUAUGCCUGUUAUUCCUGUGGAGGUACUGAACAUUCUCGGGCCCAGUGUAGAUUUAGAAAUGUUGUAUGCAGCCGAUGUAAGCGGACUGGUCACAUUGCUCGUGUUUGUAAGAGAAGUAACAUGCAAAAUAACUUUGUCGAACAGAAACUGAGUUCAGAUGAUGUGUUUCUUGAGGAAGAAUUAUUUACGGUUUUUGAUGUUAACUCCCUAUACAAAUCAGAAAUUUUCGUACCCUUGAAAAUUGAGAAUCAAGAGUGUUCCUUACAAUUAGAUACUGGUUGUGCAUUGUCCCUGGCCCCCCAAACCUUCUAUGAGCAAUUUUGUUCCCAUAUCCUUUUAAAACCUACCGCAGUGAGAUUAUCUACCUAUACCGGUGAAAAGACUCAAUCUUUGGGACAAAUCAAUGUUAAUGUUACUUAUGCUGGAACUCAGCACUCUCUUCCAUUACUGGUAGUACCACAGGGCUCUGGUGUCUUAUUUGGAAGAAACUGGCUAAGGUGUAUAAAGCUAGAUUGGAACAAUUUGCCUGGAAUUGAGUUACCGUCAUUUACUACCACAGCUACAUGCUCCAAGAUUUCUGAAAAUAAGAAUACAUUGGACUCACUCAUAUGAUGAACUGUUUCAACCUCAACUUGGGUGUUACACUGGUGAUGCUGUAGUUCUCAAUGAAAGUAAGGGAGCUAAAUUCCAUAAAGCACGUCCAGUUCCGUAUGCAAUACAGACAAGAGUUGAAAGUGCUCUACUAAAAAUGGAAAAAGAUGGUGUCAUUGAGAGGAUUUCUUCUGCUGUUAGUGCUGCCCCUAUUGUUACGGUGGGCAAAAAGGACGGUGAUGAAGUUCGAGUUUGUGGUGAUUUCAGUGUUAUUUAUAAUGCAUGUGCUGAAGUUGAGACUUAUCCAAUGCCUAAAAUAGAAGAUAUGCAUUCUGCAUUGAGGGGCUGUCAAGUAUUCAGUGUAUUAGACCUGAAGCAAGCUUAUCAUCAAAUUCCCAUUUCAACUGAGUCUCAGAAGUAUCUUACUAUCAACACCCAUCUGGGUCUCUUUGCUUUUAAAAGAUUGCCUAACGGGAUUCAUUCAGGUCCUGCUAUAUUUCAGAGAAUUAUGGAUGGAUUAUUAGCAGAUAUUCCGAAAGCUGUUAGCAGAUUGGAUGACAUUCUUAUUGCUGGAACUGAUUAUGACGAUCAUCUGAAUAAUUUGUCCCAAGUGCUAGAAAGAUUGCUUAAGUUUGGUCUCAAGUUAAACAAAUCUAAGUGCAAAUUUCUCCAGUCUUCUGUGGUGUACCUAGGUCAUCUAAUCGAUAGUGCUGGCCUCCAUCCAACUGAAGACAAACUGGCAGCUGUGCGUGAUGCCCCCCCCCCCCCUCCAAAGGAUGCUACGGCUCUUAAGUCUUUCCUAGGACUUAUGAUGUUUUACUCACGAUUUAUGCCACACCAUUCCACUGUAUUAGCACCGCUGAUUAUAAUCUGCUUAAGAAGAAUGUACCUUGGAAGUGGACUAAAUCAGAAGACGCAGCUUUCAAAGCAGCUAAAAAUCUUUUACUAAAUUCGAGAACACUAGUACAUUAUAAUGAAUCAUUGCCUCUUGUUCUAUCAUGCGAUGCUUCUUCUUAUGGUGCAGGAGCGGCAUUGUCACAUGUCAUUAAUGGGGAACACCAACCGAUAGCAUUUGCAUCAUGUACAUUAACUGAGGCCCAACGAAAUUAUUCACAGCUUGAGAAGGAAGCUUUCAGUAUAAUAUUUGGACUUAAACGAUUUCAUCAAUAUCUCUGUGGUAAUUCAUUUACUAUCCUAACUGAUCAUCGCCCACUCCUUACAUUGUUGGGACCACAUUGUUCGGUUCCAGCACACACGGCUUCACGACUACAAAGAUGGGCACUUAUCCUAGCCUCAUACCAUUACAAGAUUGAAUACCGAAGUACAACUGCACAUGCUGACGCUGAUAGCAUGUCCCGUCUACCUUUACCACAAACUUGGUGCCCUAAAGUGAAAAUGUAGAAUGUUAUUUCUUUGAAGCUGGUGUUGUUACUAAUGUAACUGCUGAAAUGAUUAAGAAAAAGACACAAGUGGAUCCUGUUCUUUCUUUAGUAUAUAGAUACAUACAAAGUGGUUGGCCCUCAGUAGUUGAUGCUGAUAUGAUUCCGUACAAAAACAGAAGUGAUCAACUAACUAUUCAUCAAGGAUGCAUCCUUUGGGGGGCUCGGGUUGUUGUUCCUCCAUCUCUUCGAAGUGAAAUGCUAACCGAAUUACAUGACACCCAUCUGGGCAUGACAAGAAUGAAAGGGCUUGCGAGGUCUUAUGUCUGGUGGCCAAAGAUUGAUUCUGACAUUGAACAGACUGUGUCCACUUGCCCUGUUUGCCAGAAAAUGCGAUCAGAGCCAGCAAAAGCGCCAGUACAUCUCUGGACUUUUCCAUCACAGCCUUGGUCUCGCAUUCAUAUCGACUUUGCUGGGCCUAUUGCUGGGAAAAUGUAUCUGGUGGUAGUUGACGCUUACAGUAAGUUUCCGGAAGUUGUUAAAAUGACUACUACAACAGCUACGACUACUAUAAAUGCACUGCGAGAUAUCUUUAGCCGCCAUGGUCUUCCGGAAAUAUUAGUUUCCGAUAACGGACCGCAAUUCAUUGCUGGCGAGUUUCAACAGUUCUGCCGUAACAACGGAAUUAUGCAUCGAACUUCUGCAGCCUACAAACCUUCAACGAACGGUCAAGCUGAACGAGUUGUUCAAAUUUUGAAAUCGGCGAUUGAGCAAGCUCGAAUUACUAAACAGGAUGUGAACGUGGUUAUUGCUAAGAGCUUACUAGUGUAUCGUAAUGCACCACAUUCUACAACGGGUGCGGCACCUUCAGUUUUACUUAUGGGCAGACGUCUGCGAACCCGACUUGAUCUAGUCUUUCCUUCCGUUCAGGAACAUGUGAAGCAAAAGCAAUAUAAAGUCCUUGAACGUUCUGCGAAUUUAAACGUGCGAUCCUUUGUUGAAGGGGAAAAUGUCUUAGCACGUAAUUAUCAAGGGAAAGAGAAAUGGAUUCCUGGAGUGGUCACUAAAGUUCUUGGUUCAAGGCAUUACAUGGUUAGAGUACCUGGAUAUCUGUGGAAACGACAUGUAGAUCAGUUAGUCAAAUACAAUCCGCAGAUUGAACCAGAAAAUGAUUGGGAUGAAGUUGAGAUCUCUCCGGAAAAGUGGGACACCGGAAGCAGAACAAUUAUCUGAAAAUUCGAACAGAUAUGGAAACACCUCGGGUACUAGUAGCAACGAUUCUGUAGAAAAGAACGAUAAUCAAAACUCUGUUACUGAUAAUUCAAGUGCGAAUAACACAGGUUCCGCUGAAAGACGUUAUCCGUUAAGAGCUAAUCGAGGAAGAACAGAUCAUUAACUUUAAAGAACUUUUACGUUAUUAUCGUUGACAAUUAUAGUUAAUUUAAUCGUUAUGAACAGAGACUUUUGUUAGAAAGGGAAAUGUGAUAUAUUGCGCAUGCGCUUUGGGGGUUCAAGGAACAUGUGCGAGAGCGAUAAAGCAAAGGUUGUUAUUCAGUUUUCUAAGGACAUUAAAAGUUGAGUUUGAGUUGUAUAACAGUGCAUUCCUGAGGAUAUAAGAGUUUUCACUAUAAACCGUACAGUAUUACAUGCAGUUAACCAGCAGUUUAGUUGACCAGACUUAUCUGCAUUAACCUGCCUUACCUGCGACCAUGCCCUGUAUUCUGACAGUUGACUAAACGUUGCAAAUUUGAAUUAUUGAUGCAUGAUAUCACCAAUAAAUUUAGAUUAUCUUGCCAUUUUGGAAUUAGCCCGCGCCUGCACGCGGGCUAUUUUGGAAUCAGUUCUAAUAACUGAAGAUUGAAUUACACUGUUGAAGCCAUGACUUUAGAACACGUAUUUGUAAUGAAAUCACUCUUUAUUUUCACGUUUAUUACAAAUGUAGUUUUGUACAGUAAGUUACUUUCACGAGGACGUUCAACUAACAACACAACAAUCCCAUCAUGCAUUUGUCUCUCAGUAUUACGUCAUACUAAUAUUUGGAUAACAUACAGUUUUAUAUUGAACUCAACACCCUCACUUGUUAUCAGAAUAUAAACUAAUUACCACAACCGAACACGAUACUUUUAAAAUUAUCUAGUUUACAUUUUGUGGGUGGCUUUGUUAGGAUAUCAGCUACCAUAUCUUGGGUAGGACAAUAUACAAUAUCGAUCAUGCCUUUAACAUACAUUUCACGUACAAAGUGGUACUUUAUGUCAAUAUGCUUAGAACGUUGUCUGUUAACUGGGUUCUUACUUAGUGCAAUUGCCCCUUGGUUAUCAACACUUACCUUCAUACUCUGAUGUACUUUCUUAUACAUACCGUUUAACAAUUGAGUUAGAUACAAACACUCUUGAGCUGUAUUUGCUAAAGCUACAUAUUCAGCUUCGCAAGUGGAAAUGGCAACCGUUGGUUGCUUUCUCGACUUCCAUGAAAUCAGUGGUCCUCCUUCAGUUAGAGUACAACAGUAACCUGUAGUACUUCGCCUGUCUUCCAGGCAAGAGGCCCAAUCUGAAUCACUAUAAGCAGUGAGCUGCAAGUCAGCAUCAGAUUUCUUAAAGCAGAGUUCAUAAUCCACGGUACCCUUUAGAUACCUUAGGACAUGUUUGGCAGCAAUUAAAUCUCCCGUUCUGGGGUUUGACAGAGUUUGAGACAGUCUGCUUACAAUCCAACUUAAAUCAGGCCUUGUACAGGUCAUGGCAUAAAUUAGGCUUCCUAUCAUUUCUCUAUACUGUCUGGCGUUGGUCAAUUCACCACAGUUAAAUUCUAAUCGUUGCUCACAUGGGGUUAACCUGGGCUUGCAGUCUAUCAUUCCAAAUCUCUCUAGUAUUUUAAGAAUGAAUCUUUUCUGAUUAAUUUUUAUUUCACCCUUGCUUUGCUUAAAAUCCAUUCCAAGGAAGAAAGUGAUUCUACCUAGAUCUUUCAUCUUAAAUUGUGUCUUCAUACUUUCUUUAAAUUCUUCCAUUAACUGCAUACUAUCUGAAGCUAUGAUUAGGUCAUCAACCCAAACAAUGACGAUAACAAUUUUAUCAUCAACUUGUUUCUUAUAUACACAGUGAUCAGCAUGGUUUCUGACAAAACCGUCAUUUGCUAAAUGCUCGUGUAACAAUAUGUUUCAAUUUCUACCUGAUUGUUUUAGACCAUAUAGCGAUUUCUUUAGCCUAUAUACUAACCUCUCACCACUCUCUGAAACCUCUUCAAACCCUUGUGGCUGGUCUAUGUAUAACUCUUGAGUAAUGGGGGCAUGCAGAUAUGCAGUUUUAACGUCCAUCUGGUGGACAAUAAGAUCAUGUUUUACUGCUAACUGCAUUAAGACCCUAAUUGAAGUAAUACUGGCUGUCGGGGCGAAAGUUUCUUGAUAAUCUAUACCCUUUACCUGGCUGUAACCCUUCGCUACAUAUCUGGCCUUAAAGGACUCUAUGCCAUUCUGAUCUUGUUUGGUUGUGUACACCCAUUUCCCCCCUACUGAAGCUUUACCUUCUGGUAAAGUUGAUAAUUCGUAAGUAUCAUUUUCCUUCAGAGAGCUGAUCUCUUCCUUCAUUGCUUGCUCCCACGCCCUAGCUUGAGGUGAUCCCAUGGCUUCUGUGUAAUUUUGUGGUAAUCCACAAACUUUGUAGCAGUAAUCUACACUAAUGUGGGCACAAUCGGCAUUCUUAGGGAGGAGGGUGUCCUCUUCUAAGUAUCUGGGAGGGGUCCUUUCUCUUUGAGGAUACCGUUUUGUCUCACUGUCAUUCUCAGUAUGGUUGCAAUGCCUUCCCUCACUAUCCCUAGGCUCCUCAUCAGGCACUGUAUUUGGCGGCAUUGCACUUAAAACAGGGAGGCUCAUACUAUCUAAGUCUGAUCUAGUAUCAUGGUCAGAUUUCUCAUGUACAUCACAAUCCCUGCUGGACUCAUCAGUUUGUGUGUGCUGUUCUACACUACAUUUCUUGAUGAAUCUAAUGAGUCGAUGUUUCAUGAUUUUCCCAUUUUUGGGGUAGUACACUAGGUAAGAAGGGCUAUUUUUGUCGUAUCCCACAAAUACCCCCUUGCUGCAUCUUGAGUCUAAUUUCUUAUGCUCCUGUUCGUAAGCAAAACAUUCAGAUCCAAAGAACCACAUUUUAGAAAGAUCAGGUACUUUCCCAGUAAGGCUAAAGUAGGGUGUUGUCUUUGUUCUCUUAUUAAAACAUCUAUUCCUAAUGUGAGCUGCGGUUUGAAUUGCAUAGGGCCAGAGAGUUUUGGGUAACCCUGAUUGAAGAAGACAUCUGCCCAUUUCGAACAAUGUGCGCCAGUGCCUUUCGGCGGUGCCAUUCUGGUGUGGCGAGUAGGGAGCAGAAGUUUCAUGUUUUAUGCCACGCUCCCUUAGUAAUGUUUGAAACGCCUUACCUGUAAAUUCUGAGCCAUUGUCAGAACGGAUGCAACUUACCUUGCCAUAAGGAGUGAUGUCUGCUAGAAAUUUCUCUGUUGCUACAAAGGUGUCACUUUUACAUUUCAGAAAGUAAACAAAUACUGCUCCUGAGAAAUCAUCAGUAAAAGCUAUGCAGUACUUAAACCCCUCUCUUGACACAGGAGAAACUGGACCUGCCAAAUCCACAU